AUGAGUGAGGAUCAGGGUCUGAGAGUAAAGGGCCACUCAAACAAGCUUGAAAUAAUUUGCCUGCUGAAUGAUGUUUUGUGUUUGACGUGUGUUUGCUCUGCUUCAGCAGGUCUUUCUUCAGGAUUUGCAUCUGCAAGUUCGGUUUCGUUUGCAGACUUGACCAAGAGUGCAGAGGAGUUUGCAUUUGCUAAAAAAGAUCCUCAUUUUACUUGGUCAAACGCCGGAGCCAAAGUUUUUGGAUGUGCAGUGACACAAAAUGAAGACAAAGAGGAGGGCUGUGAUGAUGAUAAUGACGAGAUCCUCUUUGAGCCAAUCGUGUCUCUGCCUGAGGUGGAGGUCAAGUCCGGUGAGGAGGACGAAGAGAUCCUGUUCAAAGAAAGAGCCAAACUGUACCGUUGGGAUCGUGAGCUCAAUCAGUGGAAGGAGCGUGGCGUUGGAGACAUUAAGAUCCUCUUCCACCCCGUGAAAAAGCGCUACCGUGUGGUGAUGAGACGCGAGCAGGUGCUAAACGUCUGUGCCAACCACACCAUCACCCAGAGCAUCACGCUCAAGCCCAUGAACACCUCGGCUAACGCACUGGUGUGGACCGCCAACGACUACUCCGAAGGAGUCGAGAAAGUCGAGCAGCUUGCGGCCAAGUUCAAGACUCCAGAGCUGGCCGACUCCUUCAGACGAGUAUUCACAGACUGCCAGAGCUGCAUGUCGCAGACUGAUGCUGCUCAGACGUCUGCCACCGAGGCGCUUUCCCAAGAGUCCAACCCUGUGGUGUUCUUCAACAUCAGCAUAGAUGGUGAGGAUGCUGGGAGGAUCAUCAUGGAGCUCUUCGCUCACAUUGUCCCCAAAACAGCGGAGAACUUCCGGGCUCUGUGUACAAGAGAGAAAGGCUUCGGUUACCACCAGUCUGUUUUCCACAGGAUCAUCCCUGGCCUCAUGUGUCAGGGUGGUGAUAUCACCAACCAGGAUGGGACGGGUGGAAAAUCCAUCUACGGAAGUAAGUUUGAAGACGAGAGCUUCGAUGUGAGGCACACAGGGCCAGGGCUGCUGUCCAUGGCCAACCAUGGCAGAGAUACCAACAACUCACAGUUCUUCAUCACCCUCAAGAAAGCAGAGCACUUGGACUUCAAGCACGUGGCCUUCGGCUUUAUCAAAGAGGGCAUGGAUGUGGUGAGGAGAAUCUGCAUGCUGGGCACUAAAGAUGGGAAACCCACGAAAACUAUCACCAUCUCAAAGUGUGGACAGAUUAAGUGAAAUUUUUUAUGCAAACAACUGUUCAUCAUGUUUGAGAUUGUGUUAAUAAAUUGCACAGCAUUAGUUUACAGUGAAACUUAUGCUUUGCAAAAAAGAAGAAAAAACAGUUAUGUUUUUGAUUAGAGCCCACAAUUUACAGCACAAGUAAACAGAAAUAACUUUGCACUUUUUUUAAACUAUAGUUUACCUAUACAAGACACUAUAAAAUGUGAAUAAAAUAA
Molecule: messenger RNA, 1469 nt
Organism: Carassius carassius (crucian carp)
Lineage: Eukaryota; Metazoa; Chordata; Actinopteri; Cypriniformes; Cyprinidae
Product: E3 SUMO-protein ligase RanBP2-like
Exons: 5
Coding region: 1-1248 (415 amino acids)
Biological process (GO): intracellular transport; protein peptidyl-prolyl isomerization
Cellular component (GO): intracellular membrane-bounded organelle
Molecular function (GO): peptidyl-prolyl cis-trans isomerase activity
Source: RefSeq, a predicted model, not a curated record